Aspergillus saccharolyticus JOP 1030-1 is the source of this 1415-nucleotide messenger RNA. Its product is annotated as DUF1183 domain protein. The transcript is spliced from 2 exons. The coding region runs from base 234 to 1172 and encodes 312 amino acids. Gene Ontology annotation, cellular component: endoplasmic reticulum membrane. NCBI's taxonomy places the organism in Eukaryota, Fungi, Ascomycota, Eurotiomycetes, Eurotiales, Aspergillaceae. The record is from RefSeq and is a predicted model, not a curated record. Gene Ontology annotation, biological process: regulation of store-operated calcium entry.
UGUCAAGCUCCCAUCGACUGUUGGAGAGGACACGUUAGUCUUGGACAUCUGGUUACACACUAAAUCCAGCCACUAGCCGAGAAUAAAGCCUACUACUGUUACAGUUCGCUCGGAUCCUAUGUCUCUGACAUAGAAAAUCUUCAUCACAGCUUCAAAAGGAGUCUUCUAGAAUUCAUCUUGUGCGGAGCUUCUACUGACCCCAGAGUUUGAGGACAACAAAAGAACACUCCAUCAUGCAUCACUCGCUUCUACUACAAUUCCUCCUCCCUCUCUUCCUCUCACAGCUAUUUCUCUCAGAUGCACGCUCACAGCAACCGUCAGGCAGAGAUGCCAUUCUCCUAUCUCGAGUCCAUUCGCUCACGCUGCGGGCAAACCGCCUUACCACUUCCAGGCGCGUCUCCCCGAUCCCUCAGCUGAAAUGCAUUGGGCCAUCCAAACGUAUCUGCAACCUAUACCCCAUCGAAACGAUGCGAUGCACAAACGAAGGUUACGACUACGAUGAGGAGGAUGUUCAGUGGACGUGCACCGCCUCGCUCCCACCAGAGUUCAAGCUCGGCUCAACCGACGUAGUCUGCGAGGGUUACCGGGACGCUGACGAUAAAUGGGUCUUGAAGGGAAGCUGCGGCGUGGAGUAUCGUCUACUACUGACAGAGCUGGGGGAAAAGCGGUUUGGUUCAGGAGGGCAGGAUAGCGACUUUUGGCCCACAGAUGUCGAUUUGUCUGGCUGGAGAGGGUAUUUUUCUGCGCUGGGCAACCUGGUGUUUUUUGGGUUUAUGGUGGCAUGUUUCUCCCUCAUAUUGUGGCCCAUGCUCCGAGACUGUUUUGGGCUACGUGGAGGUCGACGAGCUGGUGGGAUCGGUCGCGGCUGGGGUGGUGGUGGAGGUGGAGGUCCCUACCCUCCUGGUCCUCCUCCUCCCUAUACCAGUUGCCCAGAUCCUGCUUCUGCUUCUGAACCGUGGAGACCCGGGUUUUGGACAGGCGCUUUGGGUGGUGCUGCGGCAGGCUAUGGACUGGGAAGCAGAGCCAAUCGCCGCAACCAAACAUUCACGCAACGGCGCACCUCGUCUUUCACCAGAUGGGACGACCCAGGUGAGGGUAGCUCGGGAUCACGCUCGCCGCACUUUUCAAGUACAAGCACAAGUACCGGAUUUGGCUCCACUAGGCGCCGAUAAAGGUGAGGGUGGCAGAGCGCGAAGGGAUCCCUUGCCGUUAUUUGGGUGACUUAAUGCGUCUCUUUGCUACUUCGUGGCGUCAACGAGUCUCUUAACUGAAGAAGCCAUACGGCAGUUGUAUUAUGCCUCGAAAAUCAGACACCUACGGUAUCUGCUUUCUCAGCUUAUUUCAUCGUAGCAUGAUGCACGUAACACCUUAAAGUUGUCGCCUCUCUAGAAAAUCCGCCUGGAACCACGCACCCA